Metarhizium acridum CQMa 102 is the source of this 2247-nucleotide messenger RNA. NCBI's taxonomy places the organism in Eukaryota, Fungi, Ascomycota, Sordariomycetes, Hypocreales, Clavicipitaceae. The record is from RefSeq and is a predicted model, not a curated record.
AUGUCGGCCUCAUCUGACCCCGAUGACAACGUCGAAACCGCGGGUCAAUAUGCGAGGCAUGAGAAUUGCUUCAUUAACCAUCGUGGCUAUCCGUUCGACAUCGCGUAUCAAUUAUCUUCUCUCCAACAAACGACCUUUCCCGGCCAGUCAAAUUCUCCGGAACCAGAAGGAGAACACGAGCUAUGUGCCGACCUGUUACCUGAUCCAACGCUUGAGCACAAAGAGCCCCCUAACCGAUAUCAGCAAUUCUUAAAUGGCCUGGAAGAACGCUGUAACAACAUAGAAUCCCUCCCUCGAAUGCUUCCAGCGUGGAAUGAUGCAUACACCACUCUUACAUGGCCGACAAUGUUUCUUGAAAUAGAUUUUGAUCCAGAACUGGACUUAGCAGUACAUAAGGAACAAAUAAGGGCCAAGAGGGACCCCGAUCUCACCAAAGUUUGGCUGCCAGUCUCGCGAAUGGAUGAAGCAAAAGAUGAAGGUCUACAAUUCCCUCAGCGAGCGCGCAGGUUAGCACAGCUGCUUUGGCACCAGCUUGAGAAUGAGAGGACGACAACAGAUGCCGAUCAAAAUUAUUUGGAUGAGAUUAGACAGGAAGCCGAUCAGGUUGUGGAGAGUUUCAGUAAAACAUCAGGCUCUGUGUUGCCAUCCUUAGACGAGAACUUCGUAGAACUCGCGACAAUGUCUGCACUAUCGCAGCAGGACAGAGAAUCCUCUUCCGAUGCAGAGUCUUUUGUUUCGGUCAUUGAUCUUACGUCGGAGCCGGAUAACGUCAACUUACGACAAGACGAUUUCGCCGUGUCAGCAACAGACCCAUGUACCGAUACAAAUACGCAUAUUUGCUCCCCAUCGCAAAUGUUGCCUACCAACGGGACUCAACUUUGCUAUGAAGUGAGUGAGGACUCUCACAAGCAGGAUCCUGAGGUAUUCUGUCCGCCUCGGAUUCGUAAUAGUUUCUCGCCAUCCCCGUACCGUUUCUGUUCGGACGAUUCCAAGUCAUGCUCUUUCCAAGAACCCUAUGACGACGGCAACGAAGCUCUGGUAGCGGUUGUCAGUGAUGAAAUACCAAAGAAAAAGCCGCCUGAUCAGGAGUCUGUCGACCUAUCCAUUUCAAAAUACUUUGUGCAUAACACAGCUUCUGAUACUGCUCAUGAAGCACCCGAACUUCCACGGUUGGAAACCCGACCAAACAAUCGGGUUGAAAUUAUGGUUAAUAAAGGAUUGAGAAGGGGUUUCUCACAGAAGGGCACGGUAGAAGAACGGUUGGUCGGCAUACAAGCCCAAUCCGCUAACCCCAGUUUCCUGGAGCCGUCAAAAGAGUCCAUACAAAAGCGAAAUAGCAGUGAAAAUGCUUACAACACUGGCAACUUGCUAGCUCAGUUUAUGGAAAUGCGAGGUAUUAGAAACAGUCGAGCGAUUAGCUCCGACGCUGGACCGCCGUUGAUAUUGAGUCACCCAAAAGCCAACAUUCCAGGCCAAGAAGUGGCCAAGAUGCAAACCAAUCCAAAUAUCGAAAAAGGUCCGGAUCAACAACCUGCUCUUGUACCAAGAAUGUUGACUCCGAGGAAACCCGAAUGUUGCUUAAUAUCGCUCCAGUUGGGAUAUUCUAUGAUCAAGAACCUAGAGAAAGGUUGGCCGGCCGACAAGUUGGUUGAUAGGGACUAUACGAGGCAUCUACGCCUCUCAGAUCAGUACACAUGUGGCAAUGACGCCGUCUCCUUUAUUUCUCACGCCCAUGAGGUUGAUGUUUCUUUGACGCCAAACGACGGCAUAGUUGUAACGACUCUGUUGCAGGUCAAGCAAAAACGAUUGCCCGGGUCAAAGACUUUGACAUCGCUGCGUCAAAGAAUAUUGAGCCUUAGCCAACAAUACCGAACACUUAUAGUAUUUGUCUCUGAGGCCAAUAUCGCUGGCGAAUACAUGGCAGAACUGCCAACGUCAGAUCUGGCUGCGUAUGCUGAUUUCGUUUGUUUCGUUUCCUACCUUGCAGCGGAUAUUAAUGUUUACCUUGUCCCAGGGUCAGACAAGACACUCUCCCGCUGGAUCUUGUCGGUCAUGGCACACUAUAGUCCACAAAUGGAGCAUCUUGGAGACAGCAUGGCAUUUUGCGAUACCAAGUGGGAGCUGUUCUUUCGACGAUCUGGAAUGACGGCAGAGCAACAAAUGUCAAAAUAUGGGGCGCCGUUGGGGCUGGAAGGACAUAUUUUACGUGCAGGGCGAAUAUGGGAUAUUGAUAACAAGAAAAUAUAG